Molecule: messenger RNA, 1426 nt
Organism: Dama dama (fallow deer)
Lineage: Eukaryota; Metazoa; Chordata; Mammalia; Artiodactyla; Cervidae
Gene: C2CD4D
Product: C2 calcium dependent domain containing 4D
Exons: 2
Coding region: 298-1338 (346 amino acids)
Source: RefSeq, a predicted model, not a curated record
AGCUGGAGAGGAAGUUGUUCCCCUCGGGGCUCCGAACGGCUCCUGGCCCGAGGCCAGGACCCAGAGGCGGCCCACAGGUGAGGCCUGAACUCUGGGCGUCAGGCCGAGCGCAUUGCCUUGGAGCUCAAACUCCCAGAGAGAAAGUCUGGAACAUCGCGCUCCCUGGGAGUGCGGCGAGCGGGUGCGGUAAGCGCGCUGCGGAGGGCCUCCCGGAAUCAGGCCUCCACGCUGGACUUGGAUCCUCUCGGCCUCGUGGAAUUCGGACUUUCAGCACCCACCCCACCCCGCCGCCGCCUCAUGUGGCUCUUGGAGAAAGCUGGCUACAGGGUAGGGGCCGCGGAGCCCAGGGCCGGGUGGGCGCCCUCCAGUUUGUUUCCUAAGCGCCGCACCCCAUGCCCGCUGGCUCGCCCCUGCCCCAACGUCCUCACCCCGGAUCGCAUCCCGCAGUUCUGCAUCCCGCCUCGGCUCCGGGACCCAGGCGGCGCGCAGCCCCACAGCGGCGGGCGCGGCCUCCCCGCGACCUGUUCGCUGCCACACCUGGCGGGCCGCGAAGGCUGGGCCUUCCUGCCCGAGAGCCCGCACACGCGCCGGCGCGAGUCCCUGUUCCACCGGCCACCGCCCACCCCCGCCGGCGGGCUGCCCCCCGCGCCGUCCCGGCUGCACGUCUCCGCCCCGGACCUGCGCCUCUGCCGGGCCCCCGACAGCGACACGGCCUCGUCUCCGGAUUCGUCGCCCUUCGGCUCGCCGCGGCCAGGCCCCGACCGGCCCCGGCCGCGCUCGCUGUCCCGGGUGCAGGCGGGCUUGGCCGACACCAGCCCGUACGCCUCGCGCCGCGCGGGACCGCCCACGCCGCCCCUCUUCCACCUCGACUUCUUGUGCUGCCAACUGCGGCCGACCCAGGAGAGCGUGCUGCACCUCGAGCCCCGGGGAGGGCAGCUGCGGCUCUCCGCCGAGUACCCGGCCGGGCCCGGGCGGCUGCGGCUGCGCCUGGUGAGCGCCGAGGGCCUGCCGCGGUCUCGGGCCGGCCCUGGGAGCGGCGGCGGCGGCUGCUGCGUGGUGCUGAGGCUGCGGCCGCGCGUCCGGCCGCGGGGCCAGCGGAGCCGAGUGGUCAAAUGCAGCACCAACCCCAUCUUCAACGAGGACUUUUUCUUCGAUGGGCUCGGCCCGCCGGACCUGGCCGCCCACAGUCUGAGGGCCAAGGUGCUGGACAGGGGCGCAGGAUUCCGCAGGGACGUGCUGCUGGGGGAGUGUGAGACGCCCCUGAUUGCCCUGCUGCCGCCCUUGGGUGGUGGGCUAGGUCCCGGGGCCUCCCUGGUGCCUGCCCAUCUCAGCCUGUAGCCUGAAAGACUCUCUUCCUCAGGAGGGCUCCACCGGGUCUGCAGUCUUCAUUCUUUCCAUCUGCCCAGCAUGUAUUUAUUUUUGCAAA